AUGUCAAUAUCACUACCGACACCUAACAUAGCACAUCUCACAGAGGAAGACUACGAGCAUGUGUAUGAGCCUGCUGAGGACUCGUUCAUCCUUCUCGAUGCUCUAGAACUGGAUGCUCAGCUUAUAAGGGAUGAUCAACCUUCGUUAUGCGUCGAGAUAGGGUCAGGAUCAGGGAUAGCAUCUACCUUCUUAUCUCAAUUGGUAGGACCAAGUUCAAGUUUGGUCAUUUCAACAGAUAUAAACAGAUACGCGUGCGAAGUAACACUCGGAACGGCUCAAGCUAAUGAGAUAUCACUCAAUCCUAUCUUAUGCCAUCUUCUCGACCCUUUACUACACCGACUGAAAAAUAAUAUCGAUAUAUUAGUGUUUAAUCCACCGUACGUGCCAACAGGUAUGACCGAGCUUAUGGAUACUCAGAAUCAAAGGGAUAUAGGUGGUGCUUGGGCUGGUGGACAGGACGGUAUGAUCAUUACGGAUGUGAUAUUAGAUCAAUUACCUGAAUUGCUCUCGCCCAUAGGAAAGAUGUACCUUGUCACUGUCAUUCAGAAUAAACCUUUGGAGAUCAUGCGUAAAAUGGAAUCGAAUGGUUUGGUAUGUAAGGAAAUCAUCAAACGUCGUGCAGGUCGUGAACUCCUAUCCGUCCUGAGGAUAUCCCGUACAUGA
This is a messenger RNA of Kwoniella botswanensis, 663 nucleotides long. RefSeq lists its product as uncharacterized. Gene Ontology annotation, molecular function: S-adenosylmethionine-dependent methyltransferase activity; protein methyltransferase activity; nucleic acid binding. Gene Ontology annotation, cellular component: eRF1 methyltransferase complex. The transcript is spliced from 8 exons. Gene Ontology annotation, biological process: methylation. The coding region runs from base 1 to 663 and encodes 220 amino acids. The record is from RefSeq and is a predicted model, not a curated record. Lineage: Eukaryota; Fungi; Basidiomycota; Tremellomycetes; Tremellales; Cryptococcaceae.